AUGCCUAAGCUGAAUAUUGGGUCAUGGAAUGUGGGUGGUUUUAAUUCACCAGCAAAGCGCAGGAGAAUUCUUUUUUAUCUCAAUAAGCAGAAUAUAGACAUCGCAUUCCUCCAGGAAUCACAUUUGGUUCCUGAAGAGGUCGCCAAAUUAAAUAUACUUAACUGGUCUAUGAUUGUCUUUAGUUCCUAUAACACCAAAGCCAGAGGAGUUGUGAUUUUACUUAAACGCCACAUUCCCCAUGAAAUCUUGAAUGUUCAUACUGAUCCAACAGGGCCUGAGUGUGAGGGGAACAGGACACUUGGAGACAUUCUGUAUGAGGCUCUGCAAGAUCUGACACAUGAUGACUUCAAGAGAUUUAAGGACAAGUUGUCUGAUUUCUCCUAUAGAGGGCGAGGCCCCAUCCCACGUGGGCGCCUGGAAACGGCUGAUUAUGUUACCUCAAAAAACCUUCUCAUAGAUGUUUAUGGAGAAGAAGAGGUGCUGGAUGUAACCAUAGAGGUCCUCCAACUGAUCGGCCUUAUGGGACUGGCAGAGGAUCUCCGGCACAAAGUGACACAAACUGAUAAAUUAAUGAAGAUGUCUUCAAAUAAAACACUUGAAGAUUGCAGAUUAAGAUAUGUGGAUUACACAUUGGAUAAAUACCAUGUUACUGAAGACUGUAACGCAAGAUUAGGGGAAACAAUCUAUCUGGAGAAAAGAUACGUAAGACUUUUAUUGAUAAAGAAUUAUCGGGAUGAGGGGGAGAGACAACAUGAGAUAACAGCUUCUGGCCAGAGGCAUCUACAGAUUAUGGCAGACAGAUCAUCAGAUGAGUAUUUGCCAACUACCGUUCAAGAUCUCUUUAGUCCUGAUGAUGUUGGAAUUAGUCCCAAAACUGUGGUAUUACAAGGACUGGCUGGGAUAGGAAAGACUAUGACAUCCCAGAAGAUCAUGCUGGACUGGGCCUCCGGGAAUCUGUAUAAGGACAAGUUUCAGUUUGUGUUCUACAUAAAUUGUAGAAAAGUCAACACCAUCACUGGUAAUAUAAGCCUGGCUGGAUAUCUAUCCAACUAUUGUCUACUGAAAUGUCCAUCUGAUCUGUUACAUCUGAUAUUCAGAAAGUCUAAAGGAAUACUUUUUAUUGUUGAUGGUUUCGAUGAAUUAAAAUGGUCACCAAUGAAUGACACAGAGGUUUGUGAUGAACCAUUUCAGGAGGUCUCCAGAGAGAUCCUUCUCAACAGUUUAUUUAGAAAAACUGUUCUAGGUGACAGCUCGCUGAUCAUCACCACAAGGCCACUCUCAAUGAUGACGUUGAAGCACUUUGUCAAAUGUCCUCGAUAUGUGGAGAUUCUGGGGUUUACAGGGAAUCAGCUUGAAGAAUAUUUCUAUAAAUUCUUUAAAACCAGAGAUCAAGCAGACCUGGCUUUCAGUACAAUAAAGGACAAUGACACUCUGUACACCAUGUGCGCUGUCCCUAUAAUUUGCUGGAUUGUAUGUACUGUAAUAAAACAGCAAUUACAAGAGAGAUUACACACAAUCAGUUCAAAAACAUCCACAUCCAUAUACCUACUUUACCUAAAGAGUUUAAUAAAGUAUCACAGAAGGGACUCUGCCCAGCAUAUAAGCACAUGUAUACAGAAGCUGUGUGCUUUGGCCAAUGAAGGAGUUUGGGACCAAAGAAUUCUCUUUGAAGAAUCCGAUCUUGUAAGACAUGGACUCUCUGUGUCAGAGCUGGAGUCUGUGUUUCUGAAUGAGAACAUCUUCCACAGGGAUGUUGACACCCGUACCUGCUACAGCUUCAUCCAUCUGAGUGUGCAGGAGUUCUUUGCUGCUCUCUACUAUGUCCUAGAUCAGAAAUCAGUGAAAGAACACUUUCAUUUCAUGAAGAUUAGGAAAGUAAAAGAAUUACUGAAGGCAUCAGAAGGUCGGGCCCAUCUGAAAUUAACUGUACGAUUCUUAUUUGGUCUUUCAAGUGAAAAACAAAUUCAGGAAACUCAGAGGAACAUUGGUUGUCCCAUUUCCUUCAGAGCUAAACUAGCCUUAGAGGAAUGGUUUAGGAGACAUCCAUCAGAUUACCAUAAUGAGAUACUUUGCUGCCUGUACGAGACUCAGGAUGUCGACUAUGUGGAGAGAAUGAUGUCUAAUUUUUCUCACGUGAAAAUAAAAGGUCUACAUUAUGGUAAAAAGGGGGAGCAGGAGGACAUUGGUUGCCGAGCUGUGGCCUACUGCUUGGAGAGAAGUACAGUAAACCAUACUGUUGCCUUUGAUGACUAUAUAAUAGGACCAAAGGCUCGGAGUGUUCUGUCUCCAGCUUUUCAUAAAUGUUUAAGACUUUGUUUCAGGGGCUGCACAUUUCUGGAUAAAGAGGAAGAUGUUUAUCAAGCUGGCGCCAGUUUGUCUGGAUUGUUUGCACAGUGUCAAAUGCAGCUACUAAGUCUGUUUCAGUGUAAUCUGACCUCAUCCUUCUGUGAAGAUCUCCGCAUUGUUAUCGAGAGCCGCCCUCUGAUCAAACUGAACCUAACAAGGAACAAUCUGCAGGACUGUGGAGUAAAAGUCCUGUGUCAGGGACUCCGACAUCCGGCCUGUGCCCUGCAGGAGCUUAACUUGGCCUACUGCAGACUGACCGAGUCCUGCUGGGAGGAUCUCAGCUCUGUCCUUAUGAAGCAGUCUCUUUUGAAGCUGGAUUUGUCAUGGAAUCAUUUGCAGGACUCUGGAGUGAGACGUCUCUGUGGAGGGCUAAGACAUCUUGCUUGUACUCUCCAAAAGUUGAUAUUGUACAACUGUGAAUUGACCCAGUUCUGCUGUGAGGACAUUUCUUCAGUCAUUACUAUAAACCGAUCUCUGAUAAAAUUGGACCUGUCAUGGAAUAAGAUACAGGACUGUGGUGUAAGACUCCUGUGUGAGGGACUCAGACAUCAGGCCUGUACUCUACAAGAGCUGAGGCUUCAUCGUUGUGGUCUGACAUCAUCCUGCUGUGACGACAUCCGCUCUGUCAUAAUUAAAAACCAUUCUCUGGUCCUCCUGCAGUUGACAGGGAAUAAUAUCCAAGAUUCAGGGCUUAAACUUCUGUCUGAGAGACUCAACAUGGGUUCUACCAUGCAGGAGCUGUGGGUGACUGUUGAUUUCCGUGAUAUAGUGCUAAAGAGAUCGAAAUUGAAGAAGCCCGAGUGCAUUUCCAGUUGA
Messenger RNA from Pseudophryne corroboree (corroboree frog), 3162 nucleotides. Its product is annotated as NACHT, LRR and PYD domains-containing protein 3-like. NCBI's taxonomy places the organism in Eukaryota, Metazoa, Chordata, Amphibia, Anura, Myobatrachidae. Bases 1 to 3162 code for a protein of 1053 amino acids. Gene Ontology annotation, molecular function: catalytic activity; protein binding. The transcript is spliced from 10 exons. Gene Ontology annotation, cellular component: cytoplasm. The record is from RefSeq and is a predicted model, not a curated record.